Phragmites australis (common reed) is the source of this 1261-nucleotide messenger RNA. RefSeq names its product protein OSB2, chloroplastic-like. Gene Ontology annotation, biological process: positive regulation of helicase activity; mitochondrial DNA replication. Gene Ontology annotation, molecular function: single-stranded DNA binding. The transcript has 5 exons. The coding region runs from base 83 to 1018 and encodes 311 amino acids. The record is from RefSeq and is a predicted model, not a curated record. NCBI's taxonomy places the organism in Eukaryota, Viridiplantae, Streptophyta, Magnoliopsida, Poales, Poaceae. Gene Ontology annotation, cellular component: mitochondrial nucleoid.
GGGGCCACCCGCAGUGAGCGAAGAGGCGCCCACGCCACCGAAAUGAACUCACAACGACAAGGCGAGAGACGGAAAUAUCGCCAUGGCUCUCCUCGCCGUCGCCUCCGCGCCCAAAACCCUAAACCCCAGCCUCUACCCGAUCCCCGGCCGCCGCCGCCGCCGGUGCCUCCCCUCUUCCCUCCUCCGUCUCCCGCCGCCGCUGCCAAGAUGGCGCCGCCUCCGGUGCUCUGCGCAGUACGACGAGGCCGCCCCGCCGCGACCGGGGGCGAAGACGACGACGCCGCGGCCGGCGGAGGUCCCGUGGAGCAGGGAGCUGUGCAACUCGGUGCGGCUCAUCGGGACGGUGGGCACCGACGUCGAGCUGCGGCAGCUACCAAGCGGCGCCGCCGUCGCGAGGGGCCGCCUCGCCGUCUGGAAGUCGGCCACCGAGACCACAUGGGUAACUCUAGCAUUCUGGGAUGACAUGGCUGUUGUGGCCUCUGAGCAUGUGAAGAAGGGCGAUCGGAUAUUUGUUUCUGGACGGCUUGUGUCAGACACUGUUGAUGAGGGGCCUGAGAAGCGGCAGGUUUAUUACAAGGUUGUUGUUCAACAGUUGAAUUUCAUUGAGUCCAUCCAGCCAGUUCGUUUAUAUGAACCAGAGCCAAGCCAGGAUGCCCCAGGUGGAAGACGUGGAGAUUAUUUUGAUUCUACCUCUAGUUCAGCUGAGGAUAACAAUAGGGAUAAUACCAGUUCUCCCUCUCGAUCAAAUGGAGAGCUGUGGCAAGCUUUCUUUGCUAAUCCUCUUGACUGGUGGGAUAACAGGAAAAAUAAGAAGAACCCGAGGUAUCCAGACUUUAAGCAUAAGCACACUGGUGAAGCAUUGUGGGUUGAUGGGAGGAACAACCCCAACUGGGUUAUCUCUCAGUUGGCAGUUUUGGACUCUAGAAUGGGUUCUCUGCAAGACUACGAGAGAAAACCAGUGUCUUAUAUGUAUGCAGACGAGUUCAUGACAUUGGAUGGCAAUCGAUCCUCUCUAUGAAGGAGGAAACUUCUCAAUCCCCAGUUGUCCAGCUGGACUAUCUGUUAUGUCAAAAACGUGCUAUCGGGCUAAUUCGUCCUUGCAUUAUGGGCUAGUUUUAUGUUGCAUUUGUCCUUGUCAAUUGUACAUAUAUAUCUAGGCUCUGGAAGUUUAUCAGGGAGGAGGCCGAAAGUAUUAUGUACCCUAGUAUUGUAAUGACAAAACGCAAACAGAAUGAAUUGGAGAUAGCCCUGUUGUCUGACA